ACCGAUCCAUCAAGGGUGUCCAGUAAAUAAGUUUCAUUUACCAUAAGUUACCGUAAUAUAGUCUCUGAUUUGAGUUAUAUGCAACACUAUCAAUGAUCGGUUUGACUUUUCCCUACACCUGUGGUCGGGCUCAAUGAGCUGCCCACAAACCAACCAGUAGGAUACAAUAAUGAGCGACGUCGAGCUCACAUGCGAUAAUAAUAAUAAUGCUUCAGGAUCUGCAGACUCUGCCAGUGAUACCCUCAAUCCUCUUCCAACGCUUUCAAGAUAUGCAAGCCAUAAUGCCCACCAUGGCAUGCAUCGUGGCAUGCAAGACCACCCUGCACUUCGCCAGCGCCGCCUAUCCGUUUCCUCCGCCCUCAGCCACCAUACCUCAAUCUCCAGUGCAGCUUCUCUCGCUUCAAUCGACAGACCACCUUCACGUACGUCGUCACCCGAGGGAAAGCUCCCUGCAUCAAAAAUAUACCAUCCCUUGUCACCUCACGUUCUUGCCUUGUUGAUGCCUGCGUCGAUAUUCGGAGUCUUGGCGAGGUUGGGCAUUCAAGCGUUGGUGGGGUAUGAUGGUAGGAGUAUCUUUCCACUUGCUUGGGUGCAGGUGGUGGGAUGUGUGAUUAUGGGUGUCGGAGUUGAGAUCAAGGACCCACUUGGUCAGUUCUAUGGUCCGCUGUAUACUGCAUUAACAACCGGAUUCUGUGGAUCGUUGACCACGUUUUCCGGGUGGCAGCUGGACGUCUUCCAAUCGUGGUUGAAUGUCGAUCAGGGCCGACGAGACUGGCUGCGUGAUGUAAUAGAUGGCCUGACGAAGAGUUUAUUUACGCUCGCACUAUCACUCGCCGCGGUCAUGUUCGGAUCACACUGCGCAUCUAUUCUACGAAGACGCAUCCUACCGCCGAUCCGAGUAGCCCCACCACGCCGUAUAGUUCGCUAUAGCGUAUCAAUAUUGGGAGUUCUAAUCUAUGCAGCAGCAUAUCCUGCAUACUUUAGAUUACCUGCAAAGUUCCGACACCAAGCGACAGCGGCGCUGUUGUUCAGCUUUCCAGGUACCCUGACGCGCUACCUCCUGUCGAUAUACCUCAACCCAGCGCUCUCAUUAUUCCCACUGGGUACGUUUGCUGCGAACAUGUUCGGCACGGCGAUGAUAGGCGUGUUCCAGGUCCUGCAAGGACUCAGAAAUCCACUUAGCCCGAAUGCUUGUGCGGUGAUGCAAGGCCUUGAGGAUGGGUACUGCGGUUGUUUGACGACGGUGAGUACCUUUGCGGUAGAGGUGAUGACACUGGAAGAGGAGAAGAACUGGUUCUACGUCGUGUUGAGUUGGGUGACGGCGCAGCUACUGUUGUUGGUGAUUUUGGGGCCGUCGUACUGGGCUGCGGACGUGAGUGAACGGACUACGUGUAUUUUUGUGUCGUAGCAUUUGUAGCUAUAUGAUUUGGAAUGAAAUUGAUUAUACCCCUGUUGACUGAAUA
Molecule: messenger RNA, 1463 nt
Organism: Somion occarium
Lineage: Eukaryota; Fungi; Basidiomycota; Agaricomycetes; Polyporales; Cerrenaceae
Source: the annotation of a GenBank genome assembly